This is a messenger RNA of Moneuplotes crassus, 1465 nucleotides long. Lineage: Eukaryota; Ciliophora; Spirotrichea; Euplotida; Euplotidae. The record is from the annotation of a GenBank genome assembly.
UGUUAGUCAACUGAGCAUGGUUCUGGAUGAGGAUCAUUAUUUGGGCACUUGUGAUUUGGCUGUGAGGGUUUGCAUACUCAUUGAUAUUUUUGUUGUGGGUUAGGUUCUUAGUGUAUCUUUGUGCAGCACAUUUCCUUGGGCUUCAUCCUUUGAGUUCAUUGGAUGAAGCAUGGCUUCUUGAUUCGAAAGUGAAUAAGUGUCAACCGGUUUGAUAUGUCACUUUUGAUAAGAACAAUGUUGAGGCUAUUAGGGGUGCCAUUCUGGAAAGACUUGUGGGGAAUUGUGUUAGGAUGAGAUGAUGCAUUACAAAAUUUCUUGGACAUAUCUUCAUGAAGGAGCUUCCAAGAGAAGAAGUUGAGAAAUGUAUUCAAAUUCUUGAUGAAAAUGAACAUCAUCUACACACAGAAAAAGACCUUGGAGACUUUCUUUCAAAGACAGUGAAUGAUCCGAUUCCCCUUUCGACUCCACAAUGGAGAAUGUGGCUUUAUGAGAACUACAGUGAGAAUGAAUCUGCUCUUUUAUUUAAAGAGCAUCAUGUAAUGGCAGAUGGCCUUGGGAUUCUUGAGAUUAUCUUAUUGAUUGUUGAUGAAUUCAAGCCAGAAGCAAUCAUUGACUUCAGACCCACAACUUGGAUAAAACAGAUGUUUCUCUAUAUAAUUUCUCCUUUAUUUAUCUUAUACUAUAUGAUUCCUAUUUUGUGUAAAAGAAGAGAUAAGUCUUCUAUUACAAAUGUUUCUUUAAGCGGAGAAAAGCAAUUUGCUAUCGGAAGAAGAUUCUCCCUUGAAGAUAUGAAGAGGUCUUCUAGAGAUUUAGGAGUAUCUAUGAAUGACCUUGCUGCUGGAGCUUUAAGUAGAGGAUUGGCUGAAUAUUUGGCAGACCAAAAAGAUAUAGAGCAUUCAGAGACAAUAACUGCUAUGGUACCGGUUAAUCUUAGGACGAAGAAGGCAAUGAAGCCGAGUGAUAUUAAGCUGCAGAAUAACUUUACUCUUGUUUUGCUCGAUUUUAAGAUGGGUCAGACUCUUGAAGAUGAAAUUAAGAGAGUCAAUAGAUUGAUGAAGAAAGCCAGGCGCUCCAUUAAGCCACUUACGACGAUGUUUAUUCAACAGCUUAUCAUCAGGUUCCUCCCUUUGUUUAUUACUAGACCCUUGAUGGAUUAUACUGCUGGUAAAUGAACUCUAGCUUUUUCGAAUGUUCCUGGAUUCAAAGAGGAUCUUACAGUGCUAGGGAGCAGAGCAAAUGAGUUGCUCUUCUUCGCUCCAUGAAUGAGUAAGAUUGGAGUGGGAGUCUCAAUGGUGAGUCACGUUGAUUACUUCAAGAUGGGAAUAUCAGCAGACACCAAUGUUAUAAAAGAUCCCUACUUAUUGCUGGACAAAAUAGAGAAGAACAUCCAGAAAUGAAUUAACUUGGAUCUACAGAAUGAUGAUAAUUUUGAGAUCCCCUAAUUUAUUAGUAUGAGUCUAUUUUC